CAUGAAUGAAAUUGAGGAUGAACCCAAGGAUGUGAUUCAAUUGAAGUUUGAGAAGCUCUCAUUAGAUGAAGUAGCAGCCCUGGUCAUUUCUCCCUGCUGUGGAGCUGUAUCUUUCUUUGUAGGCACCACAAGGAAUAACUUUGAAGGGAAAAAAGUCGUACAGUUAGAAUAUGAAGCCUACACAACAAUGGCAGAAGCUGAAGCGAAGAAAAUAUGCAAAGAUAUUAGAGUAAAAUGGCCUUCCGUGAAGCAUAUAGCAAUACAUCAUCGACUUGGUUUGGUUCCCAUUAGUGAAGCCAGCGUGAUUGUAGCCAUCUCCUCCCCUCAUCGAGCAGAGUCUCUCAAUGCCUUGCAAUAUUGCAUCAAUACUUUAAAAGCUACUGUCCCCAUAUGGAAAAAGGAGGUAUAUGAAGAGGACUCUUCUUGGAAAGAAAAUAAGGAGUGCUUUUGGAUCAAGGGAGAAAAAUAAAAUAUUAAUGUGCCAAAAAAGAAAGCAGAAGAAAAGCUGCUUCAGGGUGUUAAACUGAACUGGGAAAUUCAAUUCAGUUUUUGGUAGAUCAUUUUUAGAGAUACAGGAAGUAUUUGCAUCAUGGCCAACUGUUUAAAAUAUACAAUCUUUAGAUUUCUUUCUCUGUGUUAAUAAGCCUUAAUCCUUAAAGCCAUUUCAAAAAUAGAAUUGUAUUCCAAAAUUGAACUUGUAUGAAUUAUGAUUCUCCAACUUUGAAAUGGAAUGAGAUAAUGAAAUCAUUUAUCCCAGUUAUUUAGGAAUAUUAUUGCUUUCACGGGCUUCUUUGUAAUCAUUGUCUGUUUAUUCUUUCAGAUCAAAUUGAUGUUUUGAGUAUCUCCAAAUUCUGGGUAGUAGCUGAAGCAUUGUGAUGUUUGUUAAAUGUGUGUUACUUUUGCUCCCUAUCAUAAAUUUAGGUGAUUUGCCCAGUCAUCAUAAAAUUGAAUUAAAAAAUUAAAACCA
Molecule: messenger RNA, 967 nt
Organism: Pantherophis guttatus
Lineage: Eukaryota; Metazoa; Chordata; Lepidosauria; Squamata; Colubridae
Product: molybdopterin synthase catalytic subunit
Biological process (GO): Mo-molybdopterin cofactor biosynthetic process
Cellular component (GO): cytosol; molybdopterin synthase complex
Molecular function (GO): molybdopterin synthase activity
Source: RefSeq, a predicted model, not a curated record